Molecule: messenger RNA, 1167 nt
Organism: Leishmania mexicana MHOM/GT/2001/U1103
Lineage: Eukaryota; Euglenozoa; Kinetoplastea; Trypanosomatida; Trypanosomatidae
Exons: 1
Coding region: 1-1167 (388 amino acids)
Cellular component (GO): cytosol; ribonucleoprotein complex
Molecular function (GO): mRNA binding
Source: RefSeq, a predicted model, not a curated record
AUGCGUACGUCUGACACGCUCCUGCAGAAAAUCGGCGCGAGCUUUGCGGUGCACUACUACACCACACUCGUGAAAACCCCGGAGACGUUGGCCGCCCUCUACGCCCCCUCUGCGCAUGUUGUGCACCGCUUCAAAAAGGCGAACGGCGCCGCCGAGCUAUCCUCGUUGCUCACAUCCCUCACCGCUGAGGACCUGACGGGAGUGAGACUCGAGGACGUCGUGGCCGUGCCGACCACCUCCGGCGCAAUCAAGGUCACAGUGAAGGGCCAGUUCGUCAGUGCCGACAAGACGCAGUCCUUCACCCAGGAGGUGGAGCUGAGUGAGCUGAAAAAGAGCACGUACGGCAUCACGAGCGAUAAGCUGAGCUACUCGGCUGUUGGGCAGACGGCGUUGGCGGCCGAGGCGCCGGUGCUGAAGGUGGCCGCGGAGCCCGCGGUGGCCCUUGCUGCUGCUACCGCUGCCGCCGCGGAGGAGACGCCGGCUGGGGCCCCUGCGGCGCCUGCCAAGAGUGCCGAUGCUCGUGAGACGGCAGCCCCCGCGCCUGCCGCUAACGCCACCGCCAACCCUCCGGCGGACCAGGCUGCUGCACAGACCCCAGCGGCCAACAAGAAGCCGGCGAGUUUCGCAGAAGCGCUGCGCCUCAACAAAGCGAGCGAGGGAGCCCCCUUUUCCAACACGGCGGUGCGUGUGACGGACAAGGUGAAGGGCGCUGGGGAGAAGGACACUGGCAAAGGCGCGAAGAAGGACAAGGCCGCCUCGCCCUCAGCGGCGUCUGCCAAGCCAAAGCCGAGCAAAAAGGCGCACAGCACGUCCGACUCGGUGGUUUACUACGACAUCAUCCUGAAGGAGCUGCCGGCGUCGACGACGGAGGAGAAAGUGCGCGCUAUAGUGACACCGGUAGCCGCUGUGAAGCUUGUGAACAUUGUCAAGAGCGAGAGGCGUCGCCGCGGCAAGGAGGCCGCGCCGGAGUCAAUCACGUUUGCCUUUGUGCAGCUGGAGCGCCCCGCUGACGCCGCUGCUACCCACGUGAGGAGCGUCGUGGAGAAGCUGUCGGAGAUGAACAAGGAGAUGCGCAUCGAGGAGGUGCGUGAGAAGCCGGCCUCUGCUGGGGCUCGAAAGACGCGGGAGGGCGCUGCGGCGUCGCGGAAGAAGGAGGUGAAGGCAUAA